AUGGCUGCCCUCCCCCUGGAAGUGACCUUGUAUCAUUAUCCCCGAACGCGCUCAACUCGAGUGCUAUGGUUACUUCAUGAGCUGGGAGACAAGGUGAAUGUCACUUGCAAGCGGGUGGAGCUGAUGAAGGGAGAAGCGUAUUCCCCGGAGUUCAUGAAAAUGAACCCAAACCAUGCUCUACCGGUCCUGCUCUACAAGGAUGCAUCUGGUGAGGAUCAAGCAGUUUUUGAGUCCUGCGGAAUUGUAGAAUUCUUGACAGAGGCAUUGGCUGCAGGGCAGCUUGCCCCACCAAUUGGCCUUUCGAAGGAGCGCGCUGAUUACCAGAAAUGGCUGUGGUUCUCUGGAAGUUGGAUGGACCAGCUCUUGUGGCAGCUCCGCCAGCAUGACUCCAGUGGGAUUCUUCCUGCGGAUCAGAAAGACAGCCGUGUAGUCGAUCGGACCAAAGCAAAGUGGAUCAAGGAGAUAGAACCUCAAAUUGUGGCUCAAAUAGAGGCAACAGGCAAUAAGUACCUCCUUGGUGAGCAGUUCACAUCUGCGGACGUCAUCAUGGGACAUAACCUCAAGUGGAGCCAAGCAUAUGGACUCUGUGAAAGCCAGGUCUUGCUUGACUAUUUAGCACGCCUCGCAGAGAGGCCUGAGAGAUUUUGGAAGUAUGGCUGCUUAGAUGUUGUCACGCAACUCCAAGAAAGGUAA
Molecule: messenger RNA, 693 nt
Organism: Durusdinium trenchii
Lineage: Eukaryota; Dinophyceae; Suessiales; Symbiodiniaceae
Source: the annotation of a GenBank genome assembly